Molecule: messenger RNA, 483 nt
Organism: Pelobates cultripes (western spadefoot toad)
Lineage: Eukaryota; Metazoa; Chordata; Amphibia; Anura; Pelobatidae
Source: the annotation of a GenBank genome assembly
AUGAGAGAACUCAUACAGGAGAGAAACCUUUCUCAUGUGCUGAAUGUGGGAAAUGUUUUAGUGUUAAAGAAACUCUUAAUAGUCAUUGGAGAACUCACACAGGAGAGAAACCUUUCUCAUGUGCUCAAUGUGGGAAAUCUUUUAGUAAGAAAGAAACUCUUGAUAGUCAUUGGAGAACUCACACAGGAGAGAAACCUUUCUCAUGUUCUGAAUGUGGAAAAUGUUUUAGCUGUAACUCUUCUCUUGUUUCACACCAGAGAACUCACACAGGAGAGAAACUUUUCUCAUGUUCUGAAUGUGGGAAAUGUUUUAGCUAUAACUCUUCUCUUGUUUCACACCAGAGAACUCACACAGGAGAGAAACCUUUCUCAUGUCCUGAAUGUGGGAAAUGUUUUAGCUAUAACUCUAAUCUUGUUUCACACCAGAGAACUCACACAGGAGAGAAUAGUUUCUCAUGUUCUGAAUGUGGGAAAUGUUUUAUGA